Messenger RNA from Larimichthys crocea (large yellow croaker), 4051 nucleotides. RefSeq names its product secretory carrier-associated membrane protein 1. Bases 279 to 1286 code for a protein of 335 amino acids. Gene Ontology annotation, cellular component: trans-Golgi network membrane; recycling endosome membrane. The transcript is spliced from 9 exons. Gene Ontology annotation, biological process: protein transport. Lineage: Eukaryota; Metazoa; Chordata; Actinopteri; Sciaenidae. The record is from RefSeq and is a predicted model, not a curated record.
CGUUGCGUCGCCGUUUGAUCCGCAGCUGGUGACCAAUCCUCCACGUCGGUAGUAUCUCUGUACGGGCAACACUUGACUUCACCUUCGACCGUGUCAUCUCCUCCUGCUGCCGUCGUCUCUACCUCAGUUAGCCGCUCGCGUUUUAUUUGUUUUUGUUGUGUUUUGUUUUUUGUUUUAUUUUGGAAGUAGCUAACUCUAAUUAUUAGUUAUUUGUCUGUGACAUUUUUGUUUUUUAAACCGUAACGACUGGUCCUUCUUUUUUUUCGGGGAGGGGGAGAAUGUCAGACUUCGACAGCAACCCGUUCGCGGACCCGGAGUUCAGCAACCCGUUCCAGGAUCCAUCAGUGACACAAGUAAGACAGGCCGCUCCUCCGGGGCUGGAGGAGUACAAUCCCUUCACAGAUGCCAAACAAUUGCCUGCGGGGAUGGCGCCCAAGAUUGCGGCACCCAUCAUGAACACACAACCCGCCAUCAUGAAACCCACAGAGGAGCCUCCGGCUUACUCGCAGCCUCAGGACCAGUCGCGAGGAGCUGCCGAGCUGCUGAAGAGACAGGAGGAGCUGGAGAGGAAGGCUGCAGAGCUCGACCGCCGGGAGAGAGAAAUGCAGUCGCUCAAUGCUUCAGGAGGCAGGAAAAACAACUGGCCUCCCCUCCCGGAGAAGUUCCCCGUGGGUCCCUGCUUCUACCACGACAUCACCGUGGACAUCCCCGUAGAUUUUCAGAAGACUGUCAAGAUCAUGUAUUACCUCUGGAUGUUUCAUUCUGGGACGCUGCUCGCGAACAUGGUGGGCUGCAUGGCCUGGUUCUGCGUGGACGCGUCGCGCGGGGUGGACUUCGGCCUGUCCAUCCUCUGGUUGCUGCUCUUCACGCCGUGCUCGUACGUCUGCUGGUACAGACCGAUCUACGGAGCCUUCAGGAGCGACAGCUCGUUCAGGUUCUUCGUCUUCUUCUUCGUGUACAUCUGUCAGUUCGGCAUCUACGUCAUGCAGUGCAUCGGCAUCACUGGUUGGGGCGCUAGCGGGUGGAUAUCGGCGUUGACCGGCCUGAAUAGGAGCAUCCCGGUGGGCAUCAUCAUGAUCCUCAUCGCCGCUCUCUUCACCGCGCUGGCUGUCAUGUCGCUCAUCAUGUUCAAAAAGGUCCACGCGAUGUACCGUACCACCGGCGCCAGCUUCGAGAGGGCCCAGCAGGAGUUCGCCACGGGCGUCAUGUCCAACAAGACGGUCCGGACGGCCGCUGCUACGGCCGCCACCAGGGCCGCGGAGGAAAGCUUCAAGGAGGGAAUCUGAUCGCGAAAUCUCUCCGUCCAACCCUCGCCCUCAUCCCUCCUCCACCCUAUCUCUGCUCGAGCCAGCUGCCCUGUUUGAUCGCACGCAGAACCCCCCCCCCCCCCACAGCCUUCUGACAAUAAAGGGGCGCCACGAUAAGGUCGGCCGUCCAGUCACCCAGGAUUCAAACAGGGCGGCGGCUCCGGUUCUACUUUUACCUGCAACAUUGUGCACUCUCAUCACAGACUCUGAGACCCCGUCCCCGUCCCCGUCCUCACCUACACUGCACUCCUGCUACCACUCAACCAGCGUGCUCACCCUCAUUUCCUGUGUGAGUUUGUGUGUGUGUGUGUGUGUGGUCAGCUAAAUGAAUGUUUGUGUGCCUCUUUAAACAGAUUCUAAUGUAGCCGAGUCAAGUCCGAUUUUCUAAACUUAACUUUGGGCAUUUCCCACCUUUAUCCCCCGUGUGUCUGAGCCUUUUCCUUACAUCCAACUAAUCACUACUUCCUGUUUUUUAAAUUAAUUUAUUCAUCCAGCGCUCACUCGCUGUCGUCGGUUAAUGCACAUGUGCAGCAGCAGCGUUCUCUCUCUCUCUCGACUUAUUUUUGCCGUUUUCCGAGCGCUCGACUCGACGCUGCUGCCCCCCGGUGGAGUGACUUUGUAUCGUUGAAGAUGAAUGCUGUGCAUUCCAGUUCACUGCCUUGCCUUCUACUUUCCGCUUUCCUCUGAAUCCUGACAUUUUGAAAGGGCGUAGUCUUACUUCCUUAAAGCGAUGCGUCACCUGAGAUCUGAUUCGUUGAGUAUCAAACACAGCAAUAUACGAAUAUAUUCACAUUUACUUGAAAAGAGGCGUCAAUACUGCGUCGUGUCGGUCGUUACACCUGACCAAAAUAUCUCGACAGCUCUAAGAUGGAUCGCCAUGAAACUGUAGAAACAUUCAUGAUCCCCAGGUGAUGAAUCCUGCCACCACCAGGUUCAUAUUGGUGUUUUUGUACUCCACAAAUAUCUAAAUUUCACUUUGGUUUAUGACCAAAAGCCUGCGAAACUACUGACAUCCCCAUCAGCCUCAGCCGCACUUUGUGUGUAACUCUAAUUCAUCACGAUGUGAGCGCGUCUGCACGCUGACACAGACCAGCUGGCACUCACCCUCGGUGAAACUCUUCCAGAACUGACGUGUUUGACCAUACUUUAGCAACAAAAGUGCUUUUUUUCACUACAUAACUAACUUGCUGCUUAAACAGCGAGUAACUUGAACGUUGGCUUCGUUGUGGGUUUGCAAACCGCUGAAAGUUGCUGCUGUGCAGUUGACAUGCAGAGAGGACAACAGCAGCAUUUCUUGGCAAACUAGAAAGACUUGAAAGUCUGAUUUAACGUCACCUGACAAACAAAUCCUGUCUGAAAUGACGAGUUAGUGUUGUGUGUGUGUGUGUGUGUGUGUGUGUGAGUGCGAUCCACAUCUCCCGCCUACGAGCAGUGUUUGAUACUCUAAAGAUUUUUCCAGUGAUCUGUCACUUUAAAGUAUUCGUCAGCUUGAAAUCUUUUGCCUAUAACCGUCUGCAUAUCCAUUUGUGAAAUUACGCCAAGUUGCACUUUAAAUCCGGUUAUUAGAUUCUUUGUCUGCACGCCGCGAUCCGUGCAAGCGGAAGGAUGUUUCUAAUAAUGGCUCCCCCCCACGCCUUCCUGCUCAUUAGUGUAGAUACUUCAUUCACACGCGUUAACGUGCACCGAGUUCAGCGUCGACGGUGACGUGUACGUACACCCUGCAUGUUUAUACAAGUUGAUCUGAAGAGGAAAAGUGUAACUCGUCUCCAGCCGGAGACUUACCUCAGAUUCACUCAGGAUGUGCUCUUCACUUGCAUGACGAGGAUAAAUAAAUAUUCUACGAGAUUGUAUGAAAUUAGACACAGAGUCGCCCGUUUUUUUAAAAAUACGUGUGCUGUAAAUCAAAAUAUUGCAAUAAAAAUUAAAAAAAACGACAAAAAACGGCCAGUGACGUUCUGAUAAAUCGCUUGCGUGUUCGUAAUUUGAUAAUUGUGGAUCGACUAUCACUGAAGUUAACAAUCAAACGCGUCCAAUCUGAACCUUUUUAUUUCUACGUGACCUUUUUGUGUCGCUGCAAAGAGGUUUGAAUGUCUGAACACUCUGUCGCGUCUCAUGUUUUAAACCAGUUAAGCCUUUUUUUGUAUGUCCGUGUUCACGUAGGAGUGUAAAUAACAGCAGAGUUCGGCCUUUCUAAGUCUUAAAUCUGUGCGCAGGGCAGAGUCUGGAUGUGUGUCUGGGAUCCUGAAGCUUCCUGCAACAUGCCUUUUUGUUUUCUGGUUUCAGUUCAUGUUGUUUUUCCUGAGUCCAUUUCUGUACAAAGCAACACGAGAUUACACUUUCUUAAAUAACAAAAAAAUCUUCAUAAAUGUGAGAAAGACGUUUUAGACCGCAACGCAAACGUGAACUGUGUGAUGUACUGUACUGUACUGAUGGACUGUGGCUUUAAGCUGUGCUUCAUAAUCAACAUGGUUUGUGGUAGAAACACUGAGAAUGAAACUUUCAUGAGCAUCUCUAACAAAUUUAAUGAAAUUAUUGAGAGAGGAAGAAAAAAAACGUAGUGAUAGUAGUCGUAGUGAGGGAUGUUUGUAUAUUUUGUAUGAUUUUACAGAUGGUCGGCUGUUCAAGCUCAAAAAUUUCGCUGUAAUUUUAAAGAUGCACUCUGGUUUCACUUUAAGUCGCAUGUUGAGUAGUUUUGAGUUUUGUAUAUUUAUUGUAUUAACACUGAAUAAAAUUCUCCUUCUGUA